Messenger RNA from Diachasmimorpha longicaudata, 2760 nucleotides. Its product is annotated as chymotrypsin-1-like. The transcript is spliced from 4 exons. NCBI's taxonomy places the organism in Eukaryota, Metazoa, Arthropoda, Insecta, Hymenoptera, Braconidae. The record is from RefSeq and is a predicted model, not a curated record. The coding region runs from base 93 to 875 and encodes 260 amino acids. Gene Ontology annotation, biological process: proteolysis. Gene Ontology annotation, molecular function: serine-type endopeptidase activity.
CUUCCACUUGUAGUUGAUCAAUCGAAAUGACAAACACUGAUUAGGAAAGAAGUAUAAAACUAGGAGCGUCUGCGAAACACCCAGCAUUAAUCAUGGUGCGAAUGGUUCCGUUGGCGUUGCUGUUGAGUCUUCUUCUUCAGGCUGAUGGAGGGCGCGUCAGACGGAUGACAGGUGGUACAGAGGCACCAGAGCACAAGUACCCGUAUCUAGUGUCCUUCCGACAGAGUGAAGACCCCAAUCAAACGGACGAGUACUAUCAUUUCUGCAGUGGGUCUAUUCUCAAUAAACACUGGAUUUUGACAUCUGCCUCGUGCUUCGCUAAACGAAAUCCCAAAGUAACGUGGGCCGUUGUCGGUACAAAUAACUUCUUCAAGGGUGGAGAUAAAUACACAAUCGACAGGGUAAUUUUCCAUGAAAAUUACGAUAAACGUUAUCGUGACAAUAUUGCAGUUGUCCGUGUUGCUGAGGAAAUCCAGUUCAAUGACAAUGUGCAACCAGUGACACUGUACACUAAUGAGUUCACGCGAUAUGGCGAGACGGGCACAGUUGCUGGCUGGUCUGUCAAGGAUAAUCUCAUGUUGAGCGACAAACUUCAUGAGAUCAACCUCCCAAUAAUUUCCAACGAGGAAUGCAAAAAGGAUCGGCGUGGUUACAUCACCGAGAUGCAUAUUUGCACUUAUUUCAACAGCACUGUGGGCCUCUGCUUCGAGGACAUUGGUGGGCCCUUGAUCUUCGAGGGUGCGCAGCUGGGCAUUGCGUCAUACGCUAUUCCCUGCAGCCUGGAUUGGCCCGAUGUCUAUACGAGGGUCUCCGGUUAUCUCCAAUGGAUUCUGGAUAAUGCAGAAUCUGCAAAAACUACUCUUAAUUUCAUAUGAAAUCAUUAAGUAGAAAAUUGAGAUAAAGGAUGAAAUCAAGAUCAGUGAUUUAUAAUAGUUUAAUAAUUAGAUACGUGUGUUCAUUUGUGGCAUUUAUAAUCGCAAUAUUGUGACCUUUCAUGAAAAAUCGAAGAAUGACGUUUCCGCUGGCCUUUCCGGGAAUUCGAUCAGCCAAAAAAAAAUUAGUCAUUUUUCAUUAAUUUGUUGCCGAUGACGCUUUACUGCAGCGCCAUUUACUGACUCACUCAUUUUUUUAUUUUAAAUAUUCUCUUGACAUUAUUUAUGUUGGAGAAAUGCGACGAGCCUGCGGACGUUAAAUCCAUGAGUUUCUUAAUCUAGAACGAAGAUACUAUUUAAAUAGAAAAAUUUCAAAAGGAGAAUUACGUGAUGGGGAUUAAAUGCGUUAUUUCUCUGAAUAUAAAACAGAAAUAAUUUCAUUGCAACCAAAAUAGAUGAUGUUUCAUAUGUUGUCAUCAGCUUCAUACAUUUCAUCAUAGAACGCUUUCAUUAACCAUUCGUAUAAAUUAAAAACUAUAAUGUUGCUAUUAGUUCCUGCCCUUGUAGACUGUCCUUGUGGUAAUCCCCGAGAAGGACAUUUAGAGACUCGUUUUCACCGUUCCUCCGUCGCAGAUGGUCGAAGGUGUGUGACCCAAAUUUUUUUUACAUCAUUACAACUCUUUUCACUUAAUUCCAAAACACACGGAAGAGCCUCGAAAUAAAUAAAGACAUCGUUCACUCGGAACUCAUAAAUUUAAAAAAUUUUCAAAUUCUAAACACGUAUUGAAAUUUAUGAACAGAGACAAUGCAAUCAUCAGCCGUGAAUGGGCUCGGAAUCGCCGAGAUUUUUUUCGCAAAAAUUCAUAAUCCAAUAGUUUACGACUUUAUGGUGAUUAGGAGUUUAUGAAAGGAACAUUUGUUUGAAUAUGCAUGGCAUGCGAUGUUUUCUACGACAAAAUGCAUUUCCCGUUUUCGGGAACAAAAACUAGUCACUGGGUUUCGAAACAUUUACUUUACCCACGACAUUGUGCAUUCGUUUGUCGCAUAAAACUGUACACUGAGUAGUAAUGAUCUAAUGCGCAAGCAAUUCUAGCCUUUAUACUGGCUUGUGGAUGUAUUGCUUGAACGUUUUUCAUUUUUAUGUGACACGAGACUGCAUUAAAUUUUGGUCUCUUCCAUUAAAUUAAUGUUUCUAACAAAGGACAAUAUAUUUCCAUACGUCAUUGAAGGUAAUUCACCGAACUUCCUAAAUUAUUGAUCAAUUACUUAUUGACAAUUAAUUUUGUGAAAGAGGUACAUCUGAAGAUUACCUUUUGAUAAUUUGACAGAUGCACAAAUGUAAGAAAAUAGCACACGCCAUGCAUGGAGGCAACAGUUCAGGAAAAAUUAUGGGACUCAUAGUUUACUUCUCGAUUACGAAAUCGGCUCGGAAAAAUUUAUGUAAGACUAUCGUAAUUUUCCACAAUCUAUUCAGGGAAAAACGCGGAACACUUCGGAAAAAUUCUGUUAUUUCAGGUAAGAAUUACGUGACAGUUAUGUAAAAUUGCCUGCCAGCGUAUUUUACUCUAAACUAACAAAUAAGAACGUAAUUUUCAUUGAAUAUUAUUCCCCAUGCGUUGAAAUGAAAUUUCAAUUUUUUUGCAACAUAAAAUAAUUAUACAAUUUUCCAAAAACGUAUUAAUGCGGUUCCAAAAAAAUCCCUAGCAUUACCCUAAAGCUUAACCCCUUUAUAAUGCUCAUGGUUAUUAAAGAUACUGAAAUCGCGCUGAAUGACAAAUAAAUUAAUAUUCUGGGAUGAUUUUUCUUGAUAAUCAAAUUAUUCUGAUUAUUUUUUCUCUCAUCAAUCGAGUUGCAAUCGAAUUGAUGAAUAAAUCGAAUUACUCCUUUC